Prunus armeniaca (apricot) is the source of this 273-nucleotide messenger RNA. The record is from the annotation of a GenBank genome assembly. NCBI's taxonomy places the organism in Eukaryota, Viridiplantae, Streptophyta, Magnoliopsida, Rosales, Rosaceae.
AUGGGCACAGAUAGCAAGAAGGUUGGUGUAUGUGCAACAUUCGGGACGUUCCACUUAAGUCUCAUGCUGACAAGCUCAGAAACUGUGAUAUGCCGAGUCAAUAGGUCAGCUCGCAAACCAGUUCCCUUACCUAGAGGCAAAGAGAUGCUGACAUUCCUCUCUGAAGUUCGAGUCGUCUGUACUGGACAAGAGAUGAAGAACAAACUGCGUGGUCUGCUUAUUUGCCCAACCAUUGCUAUCCAGUUGUUAAGUAACAAGCAAUCAAGCAUGUAG